This is a messenger RNA of Cadophora gregata, 468 nucleotides long. RefSeq names its product Ubiquitin-conjugating enzyme E2 L3 (gene UBE2L3). The coding region runs from base 1 to 468 and encodes 155 amino acids. The transcript is spliced from 3 exons. NCBI's taxonomy places the organism in Eukaryota, Fungi, Ascomycota, Leotiomycetes, Helotiales, Ploettnerulaceae. The record is from RefSeq and is a predicted model, not a curated record.
AUGGGAAGCUCGCAGAAGAGAAUCACAAAGGAGCUCGCAGAAGUGACCGAGAGCCCACCAGCCGGUAUCAAAGUCAGCCUCGCAGACGAAGCCAACGUCCACACCUGGAACAUCAUCAUGGACGGUCCCGAAGGUUCACCCUACGCUGGCGGCAAAUUCCACCUCCUCCUCACCCUCCCACACGAAUACCCCUUCAAGCCACCCAAGAUCUCCUUCAAGACCCGCAUCUGGCACCCCAACGUAACCUUCGACGAGCACGGCAGCAUGUGCAUCGGGAUCCUGAAAGCCGACGCUUGGAAGCCGUCCAGCAAGAUCAUGAGCGUGCUCACCGCCACGCAGCAGCUGAUGAUGGAGCCCGUGCCGGAUGAUGCGGUGGAGCAGAGCGCGGCGCAGAAGUUCAAGGAGGAUAGGAAGACGUUUGAUAAGGAGGCGAGGGAGUGGACGAAGAAGUAUGCGAUGGGGAAGUAG